CGAAAGUGAUAGGCAUGACCCGAUGACUGACCCAUUGCUUGUUUACUGAAGACAGAGGCAGGCAUGGAGGCCUUAAAUCGGCAGGUCCUGGAGGGGCGCCUGAAUAACCUCCCUCCAGAGGAAAAAACAGACGUGGUAGUGUUUGUUAGCUCAACUUUUACAGAUAUGUCCAUAGAAAGAAACUAUAUAAUGAACCAAGUGACCUCUGAACUCAAUCAGUAUUGUUUGAAGAGAAAACUGGCCUUUCGGUUUCUGGACAUGAGGUGGGGGGUCAGGGACGAGGCGUCGGUUGACCACACUACGGAGGAGAUUGUUCUGGACGCUGUCCGCACGGCGAGAGAGGACUCCAAAGGACCCUUCUUCCUGGUCAGUAGAUUAAAUAACACUCACAAAACUAAAGCAACAAUAUAA
Saccostrea cuccullata (small rock oyster) is the source of this 411-nucleotide messenger RNA. RefSeq names its product telomerase protein component 1-like. The record is from RefSeq and is a predicted model, not a curated record. The transcript is spliced from 3 exons. Lineage: Eukaryota; Metazoa; Mollusca; Bivalvia; Ostreida; Ostreidae. Bases 64 to 411 code for a protein of 115 amino acids.